AUGCGGAAGCAAGCCGCAAUGAAUAUAGUGGCGAUGGUGGUGGUUGUUGCAUUUUCGUUGCCACUGCGCGUGGCGUUGGCCGAAAACGCAGCGGAGUCUCUGAUGAGAUUCAAAACCGCCCUAACGAAUACUGAUCCGUCGCUAGCGAAUUGGAAUCCGUCGACGAAUCCAUGCAGAGGCAAUUGGGCAGGCGUACUCUGUUACAACGGGUACGUGUGGGCGCUGCAGCUCGAUAACAUGGGCCUGCAAGGUCAGAUCGACGUGGACUCCCUGGCCGAGCUGUCUUACCUGCGCACCCUCAGCUUCAUCAACAAUAACUUUCAGGGCUCCAUGCCUAACUGGCGCAAACUGGGCACCCUCAUGUCCUUGUAUUUGUCUGACAACCACUUCUCCGGCCAGAUCGCUAAUGAUGCUUUUGAAGGCAUGGAGUCGUUGAAGAAGGUGUAUCUCUCCUACAAUAGUUUCACCGGCCCCAUUCCUGGGUCUCUGGCAUCGCCCAGGAUGGUUGAGGUCGGCCUCGACAACAACCACUUCUCGGGGGCUAUACCGGCUAUCGACUCGCAAAACCUUCAGGUCUUCAACGUCUCCAACAAUGACCUGCAAGGUCCCGUCCCUCCGUCUCUCCUCAAAUUGGAUCCAUCCUCCUUCACAGGCAACAAAGCCUUGUGCGGGGGGCCCAAUGGACCGUCCUGCAACCCUCCGAAACCCCCUCCGGACCUGGAGCCAAUUCUUCACCCUCUUCCUCCUCCUCCGGGUGGCCGUAAAAAAUCAUCAUCUUUUUCUCCGGCAAUAAUAGCCAUAAUCAUACUCAGCAUCCUGCUGAUUUUGCUUCUCCUGCUGCUGCUGCUUCUGCUCUGCCGGUGGAUACUCUUCGAAGAUGAUGAUGAUGAUGAUGGCGAUGAUGGUGGUGUAAAGCCGCAACAGAAGGAUAUGAUGAGUCCUCUGCCGGUAGGGGCACUGUCUAUAGCAAUAGGCGAAGCGGGCGGGAGAGGCGAGCAGAAGCAGAAGCAGAAGCUGAAGCAGAAUGAGAUGACGAUGAGUCCUCUGCGGGGAGGGCCAGCGUCUUUAAGAAUAGGUGCAUCCCCCUCCCCACAGGGACUUACAGGCGCAUCGCCCUCCCCACGAGGAUUCACAGGUGCAUCCCCCUCCCUGGCCGGGAGAGGCGAACAACAAGCGAGCAAGCUCUCCUUUGUGAAGGAGGACAGACAGAAGUUCGACCUGCAGGACUUGAUGAGAGCAUCCGCAGAAGUUCUGGGAUCCGGAAGCUUCGGGUCAUCGUACAAAGCGGUGCUGGUGGACGGGGAUGCAGUGGUUGUCAAGAGAUUCAAGCAAAUGAACAACAUAAGCAAGGAAGACUUCCACGAACACAUGAAGAGACUCGGCAGACUCAAACACCCCAACCUGUUGCCCUUGGUAGCAUACUUAUACCGCAGAGAAGAGAAGCUAGUUGUUUUGGACUUCGUCCCGAACAACAGCUUGGGGAAGCACCUCCGCGACGACGGAAAACGCCCUAAGGAGUGGCCGAAGCCGCUCAGCUGGGAAAGCCGCUUGAAAGCUAUUAAAGGAGUAGCAAGAGGGCUGGCUUACCUCCACGCGGAGCUGCCAAGCCUAAACGCCCCUCACGGCCACUUGAAGUCAUCCAACGUCAUGCUAGAUAGAAACUACAAUGCGCUGCUCAUGGACUACACGCUCAGCCCCAUCGUCAACCCCAGCCAGAUCAGCCAAGCGCUCGUGGCGUACAGAUGCCCCGAGUAUGCUCAAACCGGUCGGAUUGGCAGGAAAUCCGACGUGUGGUGCUUGGGGAUUUUGAUACUGGAGACUCUGACGGGGAAGCCGGUUGACAAGUACAUGGGUGCAGACUUAUUGAAAUGGGUGAAAGGUAUCGUAGAGGAAGCGGAAGGGAGAGGUGCAAUGGUGUUCGACAAGAGUAUGGAGACGAGUAAGCGGUCGCAGCUGGAGAUAAACAUGCUUUUGCAGAUAGGGAUAGCAUGUUGCCAAGAAGACCUGGAUAAGAGGUUAGGUUUGGAGGAGGCAGUUACAAGAAUUGAGCAGCUGCAAGAGUAAUAUGCCUACAUUUACUUGCACCCUUUCCUUUAUAAAGAUGGAAUUGAGAAUAAAAAAACUGAGACUAUUUGCCUCAAAUAUAGUUUAAAUAGCAUAACAUCGAUUUCAAGUGUUUAGUGUUUAGAAACAAAGAGGGAGGAGGAGACUGCACCAUGUUUCAUGUGGAGUCAUUUCAUAAGUAAUAAAAACAGUAUAUUGCUUUGCAUCUCAAUCAAACUAUGUAUUCUGAUCCAACACAGAAUAGUUUUUAUAUAGGCCUUAGUGGUCCUUAAUUUUAUGAUGAAAUGGAACACAUCUUAAACUUAGUAGUGAAGAAUUCAAGUAAUUAUUAUGAAACUAGAAUGAGUUUUUGCUGUGUUGACAACGACAAGUGUGACCUUCAGAUUCCUAUGGCUAUACACUAUUGAGCUUAUGUUUGAGGUUGGUGGCGACAGACUUGGCAGAAUCUUCGACUGUUGAGGUGCUCUGUUGGAAUCUCUUCAGCACAGCAUCUUUAAGGUUGGCAGUUGCCUCGCCGGCAGUCCUGAAACUGAAACAAACAAACAGCAGUUUAAUUCAAUUUUGAUACAAUAAUUGUCACGACCGCUCUUCUAGGAUAUAAUAAAUGCGGCGAUCGCGACUUAAACGGACUUAAAUACAAUCAAAGAAAAAGGGACUAGGGUUUUAUAAAAGGGGUUUGACCAAGGUAUUUAAUGACAAAUAAUCAAAAGAAAAGGGCAUAGUGAGGCUUUGACAGAUAGACUAAAUAGAGGAAGCAAUUAUCAUCAUUUAUUUCAAAAUAACGAGGGUUCAACGUAUUCCAAAAUAUAUCAUGUCUUUAGAUUCUAAACGAAAUCAAAAUAGUUUCGAGAAUUCAACAAUAAGUAAAAUGGGUUUCAGUGGAAGCAUCCAAGAGAAAAGUGACGUCAUGUGUGAAGACACAACGACACUCGUAGUCAAAAAUAUGUAAAUGUUUAAUUCUUCAUUUAAUUUGCUCAACACCGCCAACCGCUCGUCGCCGCUCA
Molecule: messenger RNA, 3068 nt
Organism: Salvia splendens (bonfire salvia)
Lineage: Eukaryota; Viridiplantae; Streptophyta; Magnoliopsida; Lamiales; Lamiaceae
Product: pollen receptor-like kinase 4
Exons: 2
Coding region: 1-2064 (687 amino acids)
Biological process (GO): protein phosphorylation
Molecular function (GO): protein binding; protein kinase activity; ATP binding
Source: RefSeq, a predicted model, not a curated record